CUCUUCAGACUUCGGGCACGACAGUGCAUGCCACUGCUCUCUCGAUCACAGACCAAGGCCAUGGACCGGAAGACGGGAGAAUCCCUCCUGGCCUAUGAGGAACGCCUGGCUGCAUUCAUCCAGGAGGCCAACGAUAGGGCCGUUGCCGUGACCAAGGAACGUAACCGGAUCGAGCAAGAAGAGAAGGCCAAGCAACAGCAGGAGGAACAAGACGGACUUCGUCAAGAGGAGGCAGACCUGCAGGCUGCAGCUGAACACCGGUCACGCCAACGUGAACGACUGUUCACGCGGGAGACCGUGAUCAGCGAUGAGACCACACAUUGGGUGGAAAUGGCAUCUGCGGACGAGGCCUCGGAGACUGACAAAGGGUUGUCAGCCGUUGCGCAGAUCUCCCACGACAUCGUGGCCACCUGCGCUCUACAGCAGGAGGAAAUCCUUCACCUGCAGCAAACAGUGGACCAGAUGUUUGUACGGCUGCAGGCGUUGAAGAAACAGCCAGUUGCUGCAGCAGCCGCAGGGCUUUCCAACCUUGCAACCCGUGUUCAAGUUUUGGAGGAUGACGUCAACAACAUCAAGCGUGUGCAUCAGGACUUUCGGACGUCACAGCAAGCAACAAACUUGCAGUUGGAGAUGAAGGUCCAGGCUGCUGCUACCGUGAUGCCUGCGGCCGCAUCCUCCCAACGCCCACCCAAACUGGAUGACCUUCCAGUUUUCUACGAUCAGUCCAAGACGGACCCGAUUCCGUGGUGGCGCCAAUUCACUCUCAGGCUCGACAUGCACCAUGUCCUGAACAACGAUCGACAUGCGUGCUUGUACCACCAAUCUGGUGGUGCAUGUCAAGCAUGGCUGGACAACAUAUUGACAAGCCACGGCGUAGCAGUGUCGGAACUACACACCAAGCUCACUUGGCAGGAGCUGACGGACGCCUGGCACAAGCGAUUCCAAGUGGAGCCGCCCGACUUGCAGGCGAUGGAGAAGUUAAACAAGCUCCAUCAGAACUCGCUUCUCAGUGAGGACUGGAUUACCGAGUUCCAAAGACUCGCCUCCAUACCCUACCUGCCACUUGCAUUCCGCGGCGUCAAGCACUUGUUCAUCAUGCCCUUGUGCCCAACCCUGCAAAACGCGCUGACGCAGAUUGCAGAGACACUCGACACGUCGGACAAGCUUUUCAUCACAGCGUCAUGGAUCAUUCUUACGAAUGUAGAAGCCCGCAACGCCGACCGAUCUUCCGCGACGUCGAGCAGCAACCAGCCCAAGCCAAAGGUGGCUUGCAUUGCGACGACUUCGCCAACUUCUACCGAGGCUGCAACACCGAACGAGGCCCGGUACAAAGCYAACCGCGACAAAUGCGAGUUUGUCCAGCAAGAGCUUGAAUGCUUGGGUCAUCUUGUAUCCCCGGAAGGCAUUCGUCCGUUGGCGGACAAGAUUCAAGCCAUCCAGGAGUGGCCCGAGCCGAAGAAUGUGACGAACGUCCGAUCCUUCCUCGGCUUGGCCGGUUAUUAUCAGCGCUUCAUCAAGGGUUACUCGAAGAUCGCGGCCAACCUAAGCAAGUUAGAAAGCGAGGAGCGGCCUUUUGACUUCGACGACGAUGCGCGACAUUCUUUUGAAACACUCAAAGCGGUACUUUUGUCCGCCGAGGUGUUACACAUUUAUGACCCACUCCUAGCUACACGCGUCACCACCGAUGCAUCUGGCUAUGGCAUUGGGGCCGUCCUUGAGCAGCACGAUGGCACGGACUGGCACUCGGUCGAGUACUUUAGCAAGAAAGUGCCUCCCGUGCAUUCGAUCGACGACGCACGAAAGAAGGAGCUUCUUGCCUUCGUCCACGCCCUCAAGCAUUGGCGGCAUUUCCUCCUUGAUCAGCAAGCAUUCCGAUGGGUAACAGAUAACAAUCCGUUGGUAUUCUACAAGUCACAAGACACGAUUAACAGUACCAUUGCCCGUUGGAUGACUUUCAUCGACCAGUUUGACUUUUUCCCCGAUCACAUUCCCGGGAAGUCAAACCGCUUUGCGGACGCCCUCUCACGGCGACCGGAUCUUUGCACCGCAGUCUUCUCUACCUUCGAGAUCGACGACGACUUGCGGGAGAGUUUUAUCCGCGGCUAUCGAGUCGACCCCCACUUUCGCGACAAGUACGCGAAUUGCUCCUCUCCGAAUCCGGUGCCUUCGCAUUAUCGGAUCCAAGAGGGCUACUUGCUUGUGCAUUCAUGGGCUAAGGAUCUUCUUUGUGUGCCGAGUGAUUCACACUUGCGCACACGGCGUCUUGGUGAGUUUCAAGAUGCGGCCGCCUCCAGACAUUUUGGUGUCAACCGUACACUUGGCCGACUUCGCCAGCGGUUCUAUUGGCCCGACCUUGUCAAGGACGCCACCCGCUAUUGUGAGUCGUGCGAAGUCUGUCGGCGUUGCAAGUCACGCAACCAUCGUCCGUUCGGCGAGCUACACCCACUACCAGUUCCCCUUGGGCGACGAGAAGCAAUUGCUAUGGAUAUGACCGGCCCCUUCCCGAAGCAGAAGACCAGCGUUGAUGGGAUCCUCACGGUCGUUGACCGCCUCACCAAGUACGCCAUGUUUUUGCCUUGCCGCUAUCACGCAAACGCACCGGAGUUAGCCGAGGUCUUAUACACCGGUUGGAUUCGCUCCAAGGGCUACCCCAAGGAGAUCGUUUGCGACCGGGACACUCGCUUUCUCUCCGACUUUUGGGUCGCCCUCGUCAAGCGAUGGGGCUCAUCUUUGAAGCCGAGUUCAGCUUGCCACCCGCAAACCGAUGGUCAAACGGAAAGGGCGCAUCAGACCGCUCAAGUCCUUCUACGCACUCUCAUCCGUCCCGACCAGGUUGAUUGGGUUGAGCGCUUGCCAGACGUUGAGUUGGCUUACAACUCAUCGAUCCAUCCGGCUAUCGGGAUGUUGCCGUUCGAGUUUGAGCAUGGUUCACCCAUCUCAUCGCCGCUGGACGCCAUUUUGCCGCGCACAGCCGAGAGCGACGACCAUCUUGCGUUCCUUCGUCGAAUGCAAGAGCUCCUUGUCAAGGCACGGGAUCAGAUGUCAAAGAAGCAAAUUCGGAUGAACCAUCAAGCCAACCGCAAUCGUCUCCCUUGCCCGUUCCGCGCCGACGAUCUGGUUUGGGUCUCCGCCGCGGAGUUCAGCCUUGAGCAAGACAUCUCUCGCAAGCUCCUUCCCAAGUGGAUGGGGCCUUGGCGCAUUCACUCUGCAGUUGGUGAUGAUCCCGAGGGGCCUUCAUUCCGCAUCGCGGUGUCACCUCUUUUGCCCGUCCACCCGAUGUUCCACUGUUCCAAACUCGCUCCUUUUGCUUCAGCGGAGUCCGACGAGUUUCCCGGCCGACGUACGCAAGACCCUCCUUCCAUGGACAGAUUUCAGGAGGCCGGCUAUAUCAUCACCGAGCGGCGCCAUGGCAACAAAGAGACGGAGUUUCUACUUCACUUCUCCUACUGCAGCCACAAGGCUGACCGUUGGCUGACGCGUUCGGAACUGCAGGCCACAGCUCCUGUCGUUCUCUCACGUUAUCUUAGCCAAGGGAAGACUACGCCGAGCACUCCAGCUCCUCGCCAUCCUCGCUACAUUCCGCCAUCGGAUCGGCAGCUUCGCCCGCGCCCCGGUUCGUCUUCAUAAGGAGGGGGGCGCGUUACAUGUUGAGAGCCUACACACGGGCCCCUCACGGGACCCGAGGUUGGAAUAGGGCCCCCAGGUCGCGUCACCGCAACC
Messenger RNA from Chara braunii, 3720 nucleotides. The record is from the annotation of a GenBank genome assembly. NCBI's taxonomy places the organism in Eukaryota, Viridiplantae, Streptophyta, Charophyceae, Charales, Characeae.